Messenger RNA from Aspergillus steynii IBT 23096, 2043 nucleotides. Its product is annotated as F-box/WD repeat-containing protein. The record is from RefSeq and is a predicted model, not a curated record. Lineage: Eukaryota; Fungi; Ascomycota; Eurotiomycetes; Eurotiales; Aspergillaceae. Gene Ontology annotation, molecular function: protein binding. The transcript has 2 exons. Bases 1 to 2043 code for a protein of 680 amino acids.
AUGACUCCACGAGACCCGAUCGCCUCUUCGUCCCGACGACGUCCCUCCCUUUCGCUCAGAACUCGACCCCGUACCGCUACCUCGUCGACCUUUCAGCCGUCCGCACUUGAACAUGACGCCUGGAACAGACUGUCCGUGCUAGACGCGGCCGAAGACGAUGAAGGGCAGGUUGUGGAAGAAAUGAACCACUUCCCCGAACCCGUCCCAAGGCGUCGUGGAGCCAAGAGCUUCUCUAGUCUCCGUCAUCCUGUGGACGGGCUGCGCGCUCUCGGCCGUCGCUUGUCGGUCACCAUUCGCAAUAAAUCGACCCGACAUGCUUCCCACCAUCACGAGGAGAACACCCUGUGCCAGGGUUAUGAGCAUACCACCAACGGAAAUGCGGCCCCGUCGAGGCAUAGCUGGUGCAGAGGUUCCAGCAUCAACCGUCGCGCAUCGCUGAACAGCGUGCCCGGCCUGCACGGGUUUUACGCCCCUACUGCCGGCAUCAACGGUCCCAUUCCUGGCAAUGGACUGGAGCCCCCGAUCCUUCCAAACGACAUAUACGCAGGUGCGGCUGCUCGAGCUGCCGCUGCGGCUCAGAAUGAAAUGGCUCGAGUCGAGCGCGACAGUGCCAAAUUGUCUGAUGCGAGGCUGCCGCAGGAUUCGGAAAGUGGCAUCGGCAUUGACCUGCGUGAUCGUUCGGAUGACCUCUCCGAUGUUGACCUCGAGGAUAUCGUACGCCUCGAUCCGGUGGACUCUUUGCCAACGGAGAUCAUGUCUCAAGUUUUCAGCUAUCUUGAUCCCGAAUCUCUGAUGCAAGCCGAAUUGGUCUCUCAUGCGUGGAGGGGCCAGGCAUCCUCCCAGCAUAUCUGGAGACAGGUAUUCCGUCGUGUCUACGGACACAGCCGCCCCAGUGGCGUUUCCUCCAAGAAGAAGCAGUCUGCAGGAUUGGGGAAGACCAUUCCCAAUCAAGACUGGAAGAGGAUGUUCUUCGUCCGUCGUGCCCUAGACGACCGCUGGAAGGAAGGCAAGGCUGCUGCCAUCUACCUCCACGGACAUACGGAUAGUGUAUACUGCGCGCAGUUUGAUGAGGACAAAAUCAUCACCGGUUCUCGUGACCGGACUAUCCGUGUAUGGGAUGCUCACUAUCCCUGGCCAUGUCGCAAAAUCAUUGGUCCUCCCCCGGGAGAUGUUCCUGGCGUCGGGCCGGUGAACAAUACAAGUCAGCAGUCGUCAGGAAAACCUCCAUUUCUGACCAUCUGCCCUCCCCCCACACUCGCUGACGGGAUUGUGACCCCGAUGGACCAGUCCUCGGACUACCAUAGUGCUUCGAUCCUGUGCCUUCAGUUCGAUGAGGAGAUCAUGGUCACUGGAUCAUCAGACUUCUCGUGCAUUGUGUGGGAUAUUCACAGCGACUACAAACCGGUUCGUCGCCUUGAAGGCCACCGAGCUGGCGUGCUGGACGUCUGCUUUGACGAGCGGUACAUUGUCUCGUGUUCCAAGGAUACCACCAUUUGCGUCUGGGAUCGUCAGACCGGAGCCCUCGUGAAGAGGCUGGUCGGACACCGCGGACCGGUCAAUGCCGUCCAGCUGCGAGGCGAUCUGGUCGUUUCUGCAAGUGGGGACGGAGUUGCUAAACUGUGGAACAUCACGUCGGGUCUGUGCAUCAAGGAAUUCCCUAGCAAAGACCGCGGUCUCGCGUGUGUCGAAUUCAGCGACGAUGCGCGGACCAUCCUCACGGGGGGCAAUGACCAGGUGAUCUAUCAGUUUGAUGCCAACACUGGCGAGCUGGUGAAUGAGCUCAAGGGCCACGUGGGCCUGGUCCGGUCUCUGCACUUGGAUAGUAUGAGCCAACGAAUUGUCAGCGGCAGCUACGACGUCAGCGUCAAGGUGUUUGACGCGCAGACUGGCGAACUGUCAAUUGACCUACCAGGAUGGACCACUAGCUGGAUGCUGAGUGUGAAAUCCGACUACCGGCGUAUUGUGGCCACCAGUCAAGACUCUCGCGCCGUCAUCAUGGAUUUCGGAUACGGUCUUGACGGUAUCGAUCUACUGGAAGAAUAA